Messenger RNA from Cuscuta europaea, 2998 nucleotides. The record is from the annotation of a GenBank genome assembly. NCBI's taxonomy places the organism in Eukaryota, Viridiplantae, Streptophyta, Magnoliopsida, Solanales, Convolvulaceae.
AGAAGAACAAAUUAUGAAAUUCAGUCCAAAAUCAAGAAUAAGGCUAUAAAUGAAGAUUACAGUUAUAAGCCGACUAACGAGUGAAUUUCUCUCUUUCUCAAUGCAAAGAGAAACGUGACCCCAAAAACUUUCAUUUUGUCAGAACUACUGGAGUACUGGUACAGAAGAAGGGAGAGAUUCAAGGAGAACCAGGUGUGAAGAGGAACAUGAAUUAGCCGUCCAAUCGAUCCUAAAAACUCUGGUUUUUUCAGAGCCACCGACUAGAAGCUCCCCUAAAAUGUCGCUAAAAAGUCCCCAUCUUUUCCACAGUUUUGAACCCAAAAGGGACACAUAUGGAUUUACUGUGAGGCCUCAUCACCUUCAAAGAUACCGAGAGUAUGCUAAUAUCUAUAAGGAAGAGGAAGCAGAAAGAUCACAUAAGUGGAAUACUUUUCUUAACAGCCAAGAAGUUUCUGUUCAGCAGCAAUAUCCUAGUCAAGAGGUCUACACAACUGAUAAUUCUGAAACAAGAAAUCAUACAAGUAUUGGCGAUGAUUCACAUAGAGAGAAACCACUUUCUGACAUUCAUACAACAAAUCUUCUUGAGAAAGAGGUGGAAACUUUCAUACAACCAAAAAACCGUGAGGUGAAGACAUGGACUAACAUUAGAUCAUCUCUAUUUGCUAUUGAAACUAUGAUGGCAUUUCGUGUGAAGAACAAAAGUAAUAUGAAAGGUGAGCAGUUAUCGUCUUCUCAUGAUAACCUUCCGCCAAUUGGAGUUUCAAAUCCUUCGAGGGAAGAAACCGAAGACAAGGAUGAUGAGAGCAGCAAUGUGAUAUUGAAUGACAGUUCCAAAGCAUUUGCUGAAGGACGUAGUGCAAGAGAUGGAGUUUCUGCAGAACCUUCUGUUCCUUGGAAGGAUGAACUUGAGCUACUUGUUCAUGGAGGAGUACCAAGAUAUCUUCGCGGAGAGGUUUGGCAAGCCUUCAUUGGUGUCAAAGCGCGUCGGGCGGAGAGAUAUUACCAGGUUUUGAGCUUCUCCGAAAGUGAUAUUGGUCCUCACCCAAAGAAUGGCACACCAUCAGAAGACAACAGUAGCACGGGAUGCAACAGUGGACCAGCUGAUGUGUCAGAUAAAUGGAGGAAGCAGAUUGAGAAGGUCAUUAGAUGCAUGGGCCCUGGAAUUUAUCAUUCAAUCUUUUAAAUUCAUAGGAUCUUCCCCGGACUUUUCCUGGACAUCCUGCACUGGAUGAGAAUGGUCGUAAUUCCUUAAGGCGCUUACUUCUUGCAUAUGCCCGACAUAACCCAUCAGUUGGGUAUUGCCAGGCAAUGAAUUAUUUCGCCGGUUUAUUGCUACUCAUGAUGCCAGAGGAAAAUGCCUUUUGAUAAGCAUUCAGUGAAGCUUGCCCAAGGGCCUUGGUGGGUAUUAUGGAUGACUAUUUUGAUGGAUGUUUCUCACAAGAAAUGAUAGAAUCUCAGGUUGACCAGCUUGUUUAUGAAGAGUUGAUGCGUCAAAGGUUCCCUAAACUGGCGAAUCAUCUAGAUUACUUGGGAGUGCAGGUUACAUGGAUAUCUGCCCCUUGGUUCCUUUCGAUUUUUGUAAAUAUUCUUCCGUGGGAAAGUGUUCUACGAAUUUGGGAUGUACUUCUGUUUGAAGGAAGUCGUGUCAUGCUAUUUCGAACUGCUCUUGCUUUGAUGGAAUUAUAUGGUCCUGCUAUAGUGACAACUAAUGAUGCUGGAGAUGCCAUAACUUUAUUACAAUCCCUUGCUGGUUCAACUUUUGAUAGCAGUCAACUUGUGUUGACUGCAUGCAUGGGUUUCUUGAAUGUAACUGAAGACAGGUUGCAGGAACUUGGAGAAAAGCAUAGACCGUCUGUUAUUUCAACACUAGAGGAAAGAUCAAAAUGUUGUGGAGCGUUAAAAGAUUCAAAAAGUCUUGCAACUAAGCUGUAUAGUUUCAAGCAUGAUCCUCAAUUGAGAAUGAAACAAGCAAAAUUGAAGGAAGAUCCAGGUGAUAGGAUUGUAGACAGUGAUUAUUCACAUUCCAGGGCUAGCUCCACUAAUCUGGAAGAUUUUCUGAAUAGCAUGACCUCAGAUUCAGAAGCAGAUUCUAUUCCAGAUCUUCAAGAACAGAUAUUAUGGUUGAAGGUUGAGUUAUGUAAUCUACUGGAAGAGAAGAGAGCAGCAGUACUCAGAGCUGAAGAAUUGGAAACUGCACUCAUGGAAAUGGUCAAGGAAGAUAAUCGACGAGAACUUAGUGCACGGCUGGAACAACAGUUGACUGAACUUCACCAAACACUUGCAGAUAAGAAAGAACAGGAGACCGCAAUGGUUCAGGUUCUUAUGCGGGUUGAGCAAGAGCAAAAGAUCACUGAAGAGGCUAGGAUUGCUGCAGAGCAAGACGCAGCUGCUCAAAAAUAUGCAGCAUACGUUCUUCAGGAGAAGUAUGAAAAAGCCAUGACAUCCCUUGCUCAGAUGGAGAAGAGAGCAGUAAUGGCAGAAUCGAUGCUGGAAGCAACUGUGCAAUAUGAAACUGGUCAAGUCAAAGCUUUAGCUUCGCCACAGUCGAGAGCUGAAUCUCCAAGGAAUGCACCCACAAGAAAGAUUGGUUUACUGUCCUUCGGCCUUGGUUGGCGAGAUAGAAACAGGGGAAAGCAAGACAGUGAUCUUCCAUCGCCACGAAUUGGAAGGAAACCUUCUGCAGCUGCUGCUCACGGACAUAACAUAAGCAGUUCUCAAUUUCAAACUAAUGGAUUGAAUCAAGAUGAUGAUGAAGAUGGUGGAAAAACUACCGAAGAUUGACAAGUGCAUCCAUCUUCUUGGAUCCCCUCUAACUUAUCCAUUUUUUGUUUGUACAGUAGAUUGCUACUACAAAAUGUAAAUUAGAAAAAUAUUGUAUGUUUUUGACCUAUAAUGCACGGUAUGCCGAAACAACUUGGCUGUAAACUCAUCAUGUUAAAUAUCAUUUUGUGAAUGAAAAUUUCAAAUUUCAAUAAUAUCAUAUAGAUGUACAACUUAA